This is a messenger RNA of Colletotrichum costaricense, 1398 nucleotides long. RefSeq lists its product as uncharacterized. NCBI's taxonomy places the organism in Eukaryota, Fungi, Ascomycota, Sordariomycetes, Glomerellales, Glomerellaceae. The record is from RefSeq and is a predicted model, not a curated record. The transcript has 2 exons. Bases 1 to 1398 code for a protein of 465 amino acids.
AUGUCAUCUUCUCACGGCCAAUCUCUGUGGGAGCCGGUGGUCACCUUCACCAUCCUUCUGCCCCCCAUUGAGCAAUACUCGAUGGCAGGGAAGGGCAGUGAAGGAAGCAACUGGGCUCUCCACGAUCCCAACACUUAUGCCAGCUGCAAGAACCACCAGGAGCGACAGGAGGUCGAGCAGUGCCUGGCCUGCGGCAACCCUUCCACCCGGAAGUACCGCUGCCACUGCAAGGCGGCCAGGUACUGCUCAGCCCAGUGCCUCGAGGCUGACGACCUCCAUCAGCGGCUCUGUGUUGGACGUCAAGAUGCCAAGACCAAGCCUGCCUUCAGCCUUCCGUUGGAGAGUCGGCCAUCCGAAAAUCACUACCUAGCGGCGCUCCUUCCUGUCGAUGGAACGGACCCAAAGGCCAUCUGGAUCUCUCUUCAGAUGGACCGCAAGACUGGCAAGAUGAGUUUUGCUACCGACGAGAUCACCAUUGCGAAGGCGGCUGCCAAGUCCAACGAUAGCUCCGACCCUGACAUCAUUCACGUCGGUCUGAACUCGAUCGCGACUCCCAUCCAGAAGAGCCUACUUCACGGAGUUGACGCCAUUAAGUUCGGUUCGUACAAGGAUACUUCUCCCGGUAACCUCAAUAGCUGCAUCCAGAGCUUUGGCAAGCCUGGCUUUCUGGCCUGUUACUUCGGCGCUGUGGUUGUCUGGGCAUACGAUCUCGAGUCCAACGGAGCCUUCAAGUCACCCCGCGACUUGGGCGUGCGCGACCUUCGCCACGCUCUGGACUGUCACGUUCUCAAUUCGGUAAACCCGGCUGUCUCUCAGCCCAGUCGAUUCAUCCUUGAGGGCGGUGUCAUCCCGGCUCUCAAGAUCAACGAUCUCUCGGAUCGUUGGCUGGAGGCUCUGGGCGUCACCCGCCAAAUCGAGAAGGUCCACGUCCCUGCUUCACACCAGUAUUUUGAAGCCUUCCCCAUCGGAAAGCUUUUCCACCUUGGUCUUCGUUGUUUCCACCUGAUGCAGGUUUGCGGAAAGCAGAUCGAGCCCGCCCAUCUCACUGCCGUCAUUGAAUACUUCAAGCUCGCCAGCGCCUCGGGAACCCCCACAACCGAGAAGGCGUUCCGCGCGUAUUGGGACUACUUCAAGAAGAACGAGGUGAUCAAAGGCCACCCGAUGGCUGGAAUCCCUUCGCCUUAUGACCUUGAGACUGGCCAUAGCCAUGACCCCAAUUCCACGGGUCUUGUAACUUUGCUCCAAGGUUACAAGUCCUACGAGGACUUUGUUGGGCAGGCCCCAGUCGCCAAUGAACACGUUAACGGUGGUCUCAACGCCCCGAAGGACGAGGUCUCAGUAGCCAGUUCGGCACAAGGCAUCGAGCAGGCACUUGGCUUCCCGGCCGAGCGAAAUUAG